Molecule: messenger RNA, 6787 nt
Organism: Corythoichthys intestinalis (scribbled pipefish)
Lineage: Eukaryota; Metazoa; Chordata; Actinopteri; Syngnathiformes; Syngnathidae
Product: engulfment and cell motility protein 2
Exons: 23
Coding region: 776-2914 (712 amino acids)
Biological process (GO): cell motility; actin filament organization
Source: RefSeq, a predicted model, not a curated record
GAACAGUGCCGAUUGGUCAAAUGGUUCGGGCUGCGCUGCGCACCGGAAAAAAACGGAGAAUAGGAUGUUGAAUUUAAGCAAUUUUAUUAUAUGGGCCUUUGCUAUCCUUUGCGCAGCAAUACCCCAUAUAAAUAUUUUAAAACCGUCAGGCGUUAUCUUAUAAAGACUGGACUGAAGAAAAAUGCACCGUGACGCUUCUGGACUGUGAACUGAGUAAAAAGUGAGUGUUCAACCACGAUAGACAACUCCUUCGAUAGCUCAGUUGGUAGAGCGGAGGACUGUAGGAGAGAUGGUUGCUGAUAUCCUUAGGUCGCUGGUUCAAAUCCGGCUCGAAGGACAUUUUUUUCUCUUUUUGUAAUUGUAAUCCCCACUGAAUGAAAAUACGAGUAUGAUCACACUUUUCAAAUUGUAGGCUCGAGUGCACGGGUUAUUUUUGUUUGCAUUCUGUAUUGUCAGUGAAUCCAUACAAUAUUAGUAAGUUCCACAACACACGCAAGCAAGAGAACAUGUUGUCUCGGCUUAUUUGUCAUUUGCAUGGCCUUCUGGUCCCGCCUACGAGGAGUGUCUGUCUGCUUCUAAAGUAUUUCACCAGGGCAGGGAGAGAGGGAGGGAGAGAGAGAGAGAGAAGGGGAUGCUCGUUUCGGCUCGACUCUGUCAGCAUCAUCAUCGAUGGCCAAGCUACGGGGGGAACUGACAGAGUUGAUACAAGUACAGGGGUGUGCAACUGAGUGACCACAUCUACAUUUCUCCAUUAGGUGACAACAAAAAGGCAACCAUGCCCCCACCUGCGGACAUUGUGAAGGUGGCUAUUGAAUGGCCGGGUGCCAAUGCUCAGCUUAUAGAGAUGGACCAGAAAAGACCUUUGACCUCAAUCAUCCGUGAAGUUUGCGAUGGCUGGUCUUUGUCCGGCUCGGAACAGUUUGCUCUGCGGUAUGCCGAUGGCGCUCAGCUUUACAUCACGGAACAGAGCCGCUGUGAAAUAAAGAAUGGGACCAUCCUUCGAUUGGCCAUUUCUCCCGGCCGUGCGGCUCGUCAGCUCCUGGAGCGAACCCAAUCCCACGGGAUCGACGCUCGCCUGGAAGCUUUGAAGGAACUGGCCAAGCUGUCGGCGGACCCCACCUUCGCCGCUGAGUUUGUCAACAUGGAAGGAAUGGGGACCCUGGCUCGCCUGGUUGAAAGCGGCACCCACUUCGGUGAAAUGCUGGCCUUCACUCUUACGGCGUUCCUGGAGUUAAUGGAUCACGGCAUCGUGUCCUGGGAUCUUAUCUCGCUCUCCUUCAUUAAGCAGAUUGCGAGCUACGUGAACCAGCCCAUGGUGGACGUGUCUAUCCUGCAGCGCUCGCUGGCCAUCCUGGAGAGCAUGGUGCUCAACAGCCACAGCCUCUACCACCGAGUGGCUCAGGAGAUCACCGUGGGACAGCUCAUCGGGCACCUGCAAGUGUCAAACCAAGAGAUUCAGACCUACGCCAUUGCCCUCAUCAAUGCGCUGUUCCUGAAAGCGCCUGAGGAUCGACGGCAGGAGGUGUACGCUAACCCGCUGGAGCAGCACCUCACUGAAAUGGCAAGCACUUUGGCCCAGAAGCACCUUCGAUCCAUCAUUCUUAAUCACGUCAUAAGAGGAAAUCGACCCAUCAAAGCAGAAAUGGCACAUCAACUGUAUGUGCUGCAGGUGUUGACCUUUAAUCUUUUGGAGGAACGAAUGAUGACCAAAAUGGAUCCCAAUGACCAGACUCAAAGAGAUGUGAUUUUUGAGCUUCGGAGGAUCGCCUUUGAUGGAGAAAAUGAACCCACCGGUACAGAAAAAAGAAAGGCCUUGUAUGCUAAGGAUUACAAAAUGCUAGGCUUCACAACUCCCCCAGGGAUGUUGGCUUUGGACAACAUGCUGUACCUGGCCAAGGUCCACCAGGACACGUACAUCCGGAUUGUUUUGGAAAACAGCAGUCGGGAAGACAAGCACGAAUGCCCCUUUGGCCGGUGUGCCAUCGACCUCACGCGGAUUCUCUGCGAGAUACUCCAAGUUGGAGAGUUGCCUAACGAGGGCUGCAACGACUACCAUCCUAUGUUCUUUACUCAUGACCGCGCAUGGGAGGAGUUCUUCUGCAUCUGCAUUCAGCUGCUCAAUAAAACCUGGAAGGAAAUGAGAGCCACGCCAGAGGACUUUAACAAGGUGAUGCAGGUGGUCCGAGAGCAGAUCACCAGGGCCCUGGCCAUGAAGCCCUCAUCUUUAGACCAGCUGAAGAACAAGCUGAGAGGUCUCAACUACUCCGAAAUACUGCGAUUACGCCAGUCGGAGAGAAUGAGCCAGGACGACUUUCACUCUCCGCCCAUCAUCGAGCUUCGAGAAAGAAUCCAACCCGAGAUCCUGGAGCUCAUUAAGCAGCAACGACUCCAUCGGCUGUGCGAGGGCAGCUGUUUCCGAAAAGUGGGGAACCGCCGAAGGCAAGAGAAAUUCUGGUUCUGCAGACUCUCUCUUAACCACAAAGUGCUGCAUUAUGGGGACUUGGAUGAAUCGCCCCAGGGUGAAGUGCCUUUUGAGAUGCUUAGCGACAAGAUACUUGUUUCUGACAUGAAGUCUGUGGUGACUGGGAAGGACUGCCCGCAUAUGAAGGAAAAAAGUGCUCUAAAGCAAAACAAGGAGGUGCUAGAGUUGGCCUUCUCUGUCCUUUAUGAUCCAGAUGAGGCGCUCAACUUUGUGGCGCCCAACAAAUAUGAGUACUGCAUUUGGACAGACGGCCUGUACGCACUGCUGGGCAGGGAGAUGAGCAGCGACCUGACCAGAAGUGACCUGGACACACUCAUCAGCAUGGAAAUGAAACUCCGUCUCCUCGACCUUGAGAAUAUCACCAUUCCAGAGGCUCCGCCCCCUAUUCCCAAAGAGCCCAGCUCUUAUAAUUUCACUUACAACUACAGCUGAGUCUUGACUUUAAAGGAAGUUUGCGACGGUCGGUCAAGAAUGCGCUGCCCAUACUUUCUCUUUGAUUAAAUCCGGCGGUCAUGUGUCCCUCAGAAAAGGCUCGAGUGGAACCUCCAAAGGCAAAAGAGAAUCCAUUCCAGUAAUCCUCUGCUGCCCUCUUGUGGCAUUUUGGUGCCACAGAACUAUGUUCAAGUGAAAUGAGGAAGGCGUUCGAAAAAUGUAGUGCUUUAUAAGCAAUUGUAAAACCCUUUGCGAAUUGUUGGACAACACUAGACAGCUACUUACCCGUGGAACACAUCUGACAGGCAUGAUGGAGAUGGAGUAAGGUGUUUGCCGAGUGAUACCGCCGUCUCGUCUCGCCGAUUGCUAUUGAUAAAUAUCGCUGGACUACGCCUGUUCUAAAUGCUCCUCAAAAAGCAAAACACUGAAAGAUCACUGUUAAACCGCCCACCGAAAUUCACCUAAAGCUUUUGAAGUGUUAAGCUAAACUCUUUUCCUUUUUGAACUGCAUGAUUCCACUCUUGCCUAAUCUUUGUAAAUGUGGCGAUUUGAGUAUUAUUGACCGAACCCAUCCAUUAUUAGUGAUUUUAUCGAUAGCCGAAACAACAAUAAACUUGGAGAACAAAACUUCAGUGGUACCUUGAGAUACGAAUGCUCCUGUCUACGAAAAAUCCGAAGCUUUUUUCGCUUCAUAAUAUGAGAAAUUCUUCAUCGUACGAAAUAUAAUACGUACUGUAAUAGAUCAUUGCAAUAAGGUUACUACGUUCUGACUAUAAAUGUAAACAAACCAAACCACAAUGCUCAUGUAUAUGAAACAAAAAAAGAAACUUACAAACAGUGAGAUGAAGUGGCUAGCACGCAAUGGCAGCCCAAGUUAGCUGGGCUUUUAGCACUACGUGUUUGCUAUGAGCUCGAGUAGUCAUUUGAUAACAUCUGUAGAAUGAGCCUUACAAACUAGUUCAUCUAAGCGCCACAAGGGAGCGCCAAAGCAUUCCAAAUAAAGACAGGCAAUCAGAAAACAUGACAACAAAUUUUAUGUGGCGUUUUAGGAAAGCUUUGAACGAAUUAGGCGAUUUACAUGUAGAAGAAAAAAUUCAUGAGAAGAAAAGCCCCUCCUGAACGAAUUUGUGUCGCAUUUUGAGGCAGCACUAUAGGAAUAUUCUUCCAUACAUCGUAUUUACACAGCUGGCCAAAAGUGUUGGCACCCCUGCAAUUCUGUCAGAUCAUGCUCAAUUUCUCCCAGAAAAUGAUUGCGAUUACAAAUGCUUUGGUAGUAAUAUCUUCAUUGAUUUUGCUUGCAAUGAAAAAACACAGUAGAGAAUGAAAAAAAAAAAAUUAAAUCCUGAUGAUUUUACACAAAACUCCAAAAAUGGGCCGGACAAAAGUACUGGCACCCUCAGCCUAAUACGUGGUCGUACAACCUUUGGACAAAAUAACUGCGAACAACCGCUUCAGGUAUCCAUCAGUGAGUUUCUGCUGGAAUUUUAGAGCAUUCUUCUUUGGCCAACUGCUCCAGGUCCCUGAGAUCUGAAGGGUGCCAUUUUCAGAUCUCUCCACAGGUGUUCUAUGAGAUUCACGUCUGGACUCAUUGCUGGCCAGUCUCCAGUGGUUUCUCUCAAAGCAUUUUCUGUGCUUUUUGAAGUGCGUUUUGGGUCAUUGUCCUGCUGAAGACUUCUGAGGGAGACCCAGAUUUCUCACACUGGUCCCUACAUUAUGCUGCAAAAUGUGUUGGUCAUCUUCAGACUUCAUAACGCCAUGCACACGGUCAGGCAGUCCAGUGCCAGAAGUAGCAAAGCGACCACAAAACAUCAGGGAACCUCCGCCAUGUUUGACUGUGGGGACCGUGUUCUUUUCUUUGAAGGCCUUGUUUCUUUUCCCGUAAACUCUGUGUUGAUGCCUUUUCCCUAAAAGCUCUACUUUUGUCUCAUCUGACCAGAAACAUUCUUUCAAAACAUUUUUGGCUUUCUCAGGUAAGUUUUGGCAAACUUCAGCCUGGCUUUUAUGUCUCUGGGUCAGAAGUGGGGUCUUCAUGGGUAUAGAGUCCCUUUUCAUUCAGACACCGACGGAUAGUACAGGUUGACACUGUUGUACCGUCGGAUUGCGGGACAGCUUGAACUUACAAGAUUCUUUAUCCACCAGCCGCACAAUCUUUGGUUGAAAUCUCUCGUCAAAUUUUCUUUUCCGUCUACAUCUAGGGAGGUUAGCCACAGUGCAGUGGGAUUUACACUUAUGGAUGACACUGCGAACGGUAGACACAGGACAUUCAGGUCUUUGGAGAUGGACUUUUAGCCUUGAGAUUGCCCAUGCUUCCUCACAGUUGUGCUUCUCAAGUCCUCAAACAGUUCUUUGAUGUUCUUUCUUUUCUCCAUGCUCAAUGUGGUACACACAAGGACAGAGGUUGAGUCAAAUUUAAGCUAUUUUAACUGGCUGCAAGUGUGAUUUUGUCAUUGCCACCAUCUGUGAUGUGCCACACGUAAGUAACAGGUGCUGUUGAUGACACAAAUUAGAGAAGCAUCACAUGAUUUUUCAAAGGGUGCCAAUACUUUUGUCCGGCCCAUUUUUGGAGUUUUGUGUAAAACGAUAAUGAUUUCAUUUCCCCCCCCCCCCCAUUCGCUUUUGUUUUUUUUUUUUUUAUUGCAAGCAAAAUCAAUAAAUAUAUUACUACCAAAUGAUUUGUAAUUGCAAUCCUUUUCUGGGAGAAAUUAAGCAUUGUCUGACAGAAUUGCAGUGGUGCCAAUACUUUUGGCCAGCAGUGUAUUUCAUCCACUUGCAGUUGCGAUGUAUAUUUUACAAACUAAGGAGAUGUAGUAUAUACUGUACUAUGUACGUGUUAACAGGUUUUUAUUUUCAUAGGUUACAUGCUAUUCAAAACGAAACAUGAUUACAAUUGUGAUGCUUGCUUUCUCAUCCACAAAAACUAUUGUCAAUUGUUACAAAGUAUUUCUUAUUUCUGAACAUUGCCUGUCUGUUUCCAACAGAUUUGGAAGAAAGCAUUUCCAUAAAUGGAAUGAUUGUAUUCUUAUUAUGAUUUUUUUUUUCGUUGAGCAGUUUUAUCUAGCGGGAAAAAAACGAAACAAUGACCACAUCUGUUGUCUUUGUAAUACAAUGGCCAUUACAAUACUAACCCUGCAAUGUUAUUUGUUUAAAAAAAUAUUUAGGUCAUGGUACCUGUUGAUGUUGAAUCUAGUACAAAACAUGUUUAUGAUGUCAUUUGAUAAUGCCGAACAGAUUUAUAUUUUUGUAAAUGAUUGUACACUGUGAGGAGUACGGCACUGAAAUAUCGUCACUUUGUAUGAUGAUUUUUACUUUUUUUUCGCCGCAUGCAAUUUUUCCUUGAAGUAUUUACCACAAACAUGUUGCCACACAUCAUUUGGGACCAUCAUGGUUUCAUUUUUUUUUUUUUUUUUCUAAAGAUGGGUGGGUAUUUUAAUUUAGUAUCAGAAUAGGCACUUUAUCAGGCAAUGAUGAUGUCAAACUUUUAACAUUAGUUUGUACUGUAUGGCUAAAGAAUGUUACAGUCCUAUUGAUGCUAUCUGUGAAUAAUGUUUCCAUUUUUAACUACUAAUGGAUGUUGUAAUACUUUAUAUUUUUUACGAAUAAGAAGCUGCUAUCACAGAUUUCUUCAAUUUAGCAUUACAGCAUUAACUGCGUUACCUAAAAAAACAAGUCCAUGAUAUAUGCUAAUAGUAUGAAUUUGUAUCUGGUGCUUGUAUCCGUAAUGAAUGAAAUGUUGUUAGUAGAGAAAUACAAAAAAAAAAAAGUCUAAAUAUGGUUUACAUACGUAUGCAGUAGGUCUUUGUAUAUGCGGUAUUGUGAUGCCUUAAUUGGAGAAAAUGUAUGUUUUCUGUGAAUAAAAACAAAGUAACUACUGAU